AUGAGCCAUACACAUAAUAAAGACAAGAACAAUAUAAGUAACAGCAGAAAUAGUAAUUACGAUAACGAUGGCAAUAGCAGCAAUAACCGCAACGGAGGUAGCAGCCGAAUGGGCAUUAAAAAAUUAGAUUCUACUCAGUCAACGACGCAUAUUGAGGGUAUGGCAUAUAGUAGCGGUAAGGAUGGUAAAAUAACGCAAAGUGGAAAUAACAAUUACGAUAUAAUAAGAGGUAAGGAUAAAAAAAAGAAAAAGAAGAAAAAUAAUGGAGUGUUAGAUUUAAAUAAAGAAGAGUCAUUUAAUGAUAAUUCUUUUUAUUUGUCGGAUAAUAUAGUAGAGGAUGAGGAGCUAAAUACAAGUGGAAACAAAAUAUCUUUUAUUAAAAAAUUGAGAAUGUGUAUUAGUUAUUUUGGGCCUGGUUGGAUUGUAGCAGUUGCAUAUCUAGACCCAGGAAAUUUAUGUAGUAAUUUAAAUGUAGGUUUAAUUAGAUCAUCGUCAAAUAAUAAUAAUAAUUUAGUAAAGGAUUAUACAGGUUAUCAUUUAUUAUGGAUUUUAGCAUAUGGUCAUUUACUUGGCUUUAUAUUUCAAGUAUUGUCAAUGAAAAUUGGUCAUGUUACAGGAUUAGAUUUAGCAUCAAUAUGUUAUAAAGAAUUUGAUAAAAGAAUUUCACGUAUUUUAUAUUUCUUUGUUCAGUUGGCAAUAUGGGGCGCACAUAUUCAAUCCAUCGUUGGUACAUUUGUAGCUAUUCAUUUAAUAUUUGGUGUAUCAGUUAAAGUAGCAAUAUUUUAUACUUUAAUUGAAGCAUUAAUUUAUAGUUUUUUAGAAAAUAGAAGUUUGAGUUUACUUGAGAAUGUAUUGAGUUUUCUUAUCGGCAUUUUAGCAUUCUGUUUUAUUAUAAACGUUUUUAUGGUCCCAAUAAAUUUUAAAGAAGUAGCAAUGAGUAUUAUGUAUCCACGUAUACCUGAAGGUAAAGGGUUUGAUGCUAUGGCUUUACUGGGUAGUAUCAUAUCAGCGCAUGUUUUUUAUUUACAUACCAAUUUAACUUCAAAAAAGAAGGCAGUAAUAUUUAAUGAUAGAAUGUUAAAAAGAUAUAAUACGUUAGGAACUAUCGAAUCUGCUGGGUCUUUAUUUCUCUCAUGUGUAACUAACUGUAUCAUAGUGCUUACAUUUGCCGAGGUAAGUAUUAAUGUACAUGAUAGAAGAGAUGAAUAUAAUUUGUUUACAGCAUAUGAAGUUAUGAAAAAAUCAUUUGGUAAAGUUUCUAUAUAUAUAUGGUCCUUUGGAUUGUUAAGUAGUGGAAAUAACUCAAGUUUUAUGUGUGAAUAUGCUUCCAAAUCUGUAUUUGAAGGUUUUUUAAAUAAAAAAAUAAGCCCAUUUUUUAGGGUAUUAUUUUUCCGAUUUUUCCUUUUUUCAAUUAUUUAUUUAUUUUUAUUAUAUGAUAAAUAUAGCAUUGAUCAAUUAACAAAUUUUAUUAAUGUUAUUCAAGUGCUUUUAUUACCUUUGGCUAUUGUACCGCUUUACCGCUUCAGUAUUCAUAAAAAUGUGUUAGGAAAAUUUGCUUUAAAAAAAUAUGCCAAAUUUUCUGUUUUUGUUAUUGUUGUUUCAAUUACCAUUGCAAAUUUAUCCUUAACACUCUUUGAUUUUCUCCAAUCUACACGCAGUAUCUAUGCUAUUUGUUUUGCAGUUGUUUUUACAUUUUUUUAUCUAUUUUUUAUUUUCCUCUUUUUUAAAUUACCAAUUACCAAAAUUUACUGUCAGAAGUGUUGA
Plasmodium malariae is the source of this 1764-nucleotide messenger RNA. RefSeq names its product transporter, putative. Gene Ontology annotation, molecular function: manganese ion transmembrane transporter activity; cadmium ion transmembrane transporter activity. The transcript has a single exon. The coding region runs from base 1 to 1764 and encodes 587 amino acids. The record is from RefSeq and is a predicted model, not a curated record. Gene Ontology annotation, cellular component: membrane. Gene Ontology annotation, biological process: metal ion transport. Lineage: Eukaryota; Apicomplexa; Aconoidasida; Haemosporida; Plasmodiidae.